GGCAAGAUAGGGCUUUCUUAUCAGCAGAUAACGCAAACGCUGUACCUCUAGAGAUAAAUUCAGUCCGUGUAUUUUAAACCAUUGUAAUAACAUUUAAAGCUAAAAUGGGAGUAGCUUUACUUUCAUUUUUAUAUAUUUUAGCAGCUGCAAGUGCUGCAACAGACUACAGGAAUGAAACUGUCAAGUGUGCAUUUAGAGAGUAUUCUUCGUGCUAUAAGAACAUAGAAAUGCUUGGCGCUAGUUUAUCAGUCAUGUACGCUGAAACGGAGAAUCAGUUAAAUAUAGUAUGCAAACAUGAAGAAGAGACAAGAACGUGUAUCUCAGCAAUCCCUGAAGCAUGCAAUGCUCUUUCAUCUACGGAAGCCAGCAACAAUGUAACAUCACUGAUUCAUAAUUUGUGCCGUAAUAAAACAGUAACUCAUGGUAA
Stegodyphus dumicola is the source of this 427-nucleotide messenger RNA. RefSeq lists its product as uncharacterized. NCBI's taxonomy places the organism in Eukaryota, Metazoa, Arthropoda, Arachnida, Araneae, Eresidae. The record is from RefSeq and is a predicted model, not a curated record.